AUGAUGCAGUGCGACCCAUCCUCUGCUUUCUUCGGGUUCAUGGGAGUGACGUCGGCGUUGGUAUUUGCCAAUCUGGGAGCGGCCUACGGCACGGCAAAGUCAGGUGUCGGCAUCGCCUCCAUGGGCGUUAUGCGUCCCGACAUGAUCAUGAAGUCCAUCAUUCCGGUUGUCAUGGCUGGAGUCCUUGGCAUCUACGGCUUGAUCACGGCAGUGAUCAUCAACGGUAAGAUGGAUGCUGCAAACUAUUCGGCUUAUUCCGGCUAUGCGCAUCUUGGUGCAGGCCUCACUGUGGGCAUGAGCUCCCUUGCAGCAGGACUUGCCAUUGGCAUUGUUGGAGAUGCCGGGGUACGAGCCAAUGCCCAGCAGCCUCGACUGUUUGUCGGCAUGAUCCUCAUCCUGAUUUUCGCCGAGGCCUUGGGGCUCUAUGGCCUGAUCGUGGGCCUGGUGGUCGCCUCCACAGCAGAGGGCAAAGGCAAGGGCCUUUGCAGCCCAUAUGCCUGA
Messenger RNA from Symbiodinium natans, 501 nucleotides. The record is from the annotation of a GenBank genome assembly. NCBI's taxonomy places the organism in Eukaryota, Dinophyceae, Suessiales, Symbiodiniaceae.